AUGCCUUCAGAAAUCUCCGAUCAGCCAUUCAAGCGCAUUGGCAUCGUGGGGGCCGGAAACAUGGGCUCCAUGAUGACCUUGGCUUUCUCUGAGCUGGGGUUGGACGUUUCAGCCUGGGACGUCCAAAGCGAAAAUGUCGAUCAGCUGAUGGAUAUGUCGAAGAAGAUCGACAGCAAGGGAAAGAUGGAGGGUUUCCAUGACAUUAAUGAAUUUGUCCACAGCCUAGAGAGCGCGGGCGAGCACAAACUAUUCCUCUUCUCCAUCACCCACGGCGAUCCGGCGGACUCCGUGUUGGGUAUGAUCAAGGAUAAACUGCAACCCGGCGACAUUAUCCUAGAUGGAGGGAACGAACACUAUCGUCGGACCGAAAAGCGACAGAAGGAAUGCGCCGAAAUUGGAGUCAAAUGGAUAGGCAUGGGAGUAUCUGGAGGGUACCAGUCCGCACGCCAUGGUCCAAGUCUGUCACCAGGUGGUGACGCGGAAGCCAUGAAACUCGUCAUGCCACUGCUCAAGACCUAUGCAGCGAAGGACUCUAAAACCGGAACCCCGUGUGUGGCGCCGAUAGGGCCCCAUGGCUCGGGGCAUUUCGUCAAGAUGGUGCACAACGGGAUCGAGGUGGGCAUGUUAUCCACGAUUGCCGAGGCUUGGUCCCUGCUUCACCAUGGACUGGGAAUGCCUUACGCUGAAAUUGCAAACCUCUUUGAAUCGUGGAACUCUCAUGGGGAGAUGCGCAAUACCUACCUGUUGGAGAUUGGGGUCGACAUGCUACGCACUAAGCGUACCCCCCAAGGGGACCAGAAAGGCGAAGGCGCAAGCGAAAAGGGCGGCUUUGUCCUUGAUGAUGUCCUCGACAAGGUUGUCCAAGAUGACGAUGGGAGCGAAGGAACGCCAACGUGGAGCAUUAUGGAGUCGGCGAAUCGCCAUGUCUCCGCGCCAACAUUGGCGGCCGCGUAUUACUUGCGACUCGCGAGUGGUAAUCGUGCAGAACGGCUUUCAGUCGCUCGGAAUUUGCAGAUUCCGGGUCUUAAGCCCAUUGAGAAGGUGAAAGAUCGAAAAGCCUUCCUGGAAGACCUGCGCCGCGCGGUGUACUGCUGUUUCCUGGCUUCGUUUUGCCAGGGACUCGAACUGAUCUCUCGGGCUUCGGAAGACGAAGGAUGGGACAUUGAUCUCGGACAAUGUCUGCAGAUUUGGCGCGCUGGGUGUAUCAUUCGAUGCGAGGGAAUCGCGGACCUCCUGCAACCUUGUCUGCCCGCUGAUGUGCGAUACACGAACAUGAAAUUCAUCCACCAGGUAGCCGGCGAGCUGCAUAAGAGUUUCAGUGCGUUGAAGGAGAUCGUGGUCACCGGAGUUCGCGCGGACCAUUACGUCCCUGCCAUGUCGGCCACACUGGAAUAUUUGAAAUACGAAGGAAGCACGAUGUUACCGACGCAGUUCAUGGAGGGCCAGAUGGACUUCUUCGGAGGUCACGCGUAUAACAAACCCGGGGUGCCAGGAGAGGACCCGGGGCCGACGAAGAAGGGAGCACAUCAUUACGAAUGGCGUCCAGCAUGA
Messenger RNA from Aspergillus terreus NIH2624, 1551 nucleotides. RefSeq names its product 6-phosphogluconate dehydrogenase, decarboxylating. Lineage: Eukaryota; Fungi; Ascomycota; Eurotiomycetes; Eurotiales; Aspergillaceae. Gene Ontology annotation, biological process: pentose-phosphate shunt; pentose-phosphate shunt, oxidative branch. Gene Ontology annotation, cellular component: cytosol. The record is from RefSeq and is a predicted model, not a curated record. Bases 1 to 1551 code for a protein of 516 amino acids. Gene Ontology annotation, molecular function: NADP binding; phosphogluconate dehydrogenase (decarboxylating) activity. The transcript has a single exon.